Molecule: messenger RNA, 1201 nt
Organism: Camelina sativa (false flax)
Lineage: Eukaryota; Viridiplantae; Streptophyta; Magnoliopsida; Brassicales; Brassicaceae
Source: RefSeq, a predicted model, not a curated record
UGUUAUUUUGUUCUUUGUCUUCCCAGAAACUGAAAUCAAUAAUGUUGAAUCACGGGGCAGAAAAGAACAAAAAAGCUUUUUGAAGAAGCAUGCUUCAGUGUCUAACAAUAAUACCAGAGUAAAAACAAAACCACAUUCAACUCUAAAGGCGCAGUGCUCCAAAAUGUCUCCUCUUCUCAUCCUCAUCUUCAUUGCCACAACCAUAACAUUCAGUAAUUACUCUUCAGUGGCCACAACUUUACCUGACACUGUCCAUCGUAACGACAAGAACCUCUUCUCAGUCUCAGGUGAGCUUGAUUGCAAAUUCAGACAAGCACAACAAAGUUUCUCUGAGGUGAGAUGUGCAAAGACUCGACGGAUUCUGAAACAUAUUAGGCAAGCAAGAAGAAGAGAUCAUGGACACAAACAGAAGAGAUCACCAAGACACCUACCAAACAAAGCAAACACAAACAAGAACCCAAUAGACAAGAAGUUCUUGUUCCCACCUCCAUUGUUUUUUCCCCCAAACCCAUUUGCACCCCCACGUUCCAUUUUUCCACCAAACCCGUUUGCACCACCACCUUCAAUUUUCCCACCCAACCCGUUUCAGCCGCCGCCACCUUCCAUUUUCCCACCCAAUCCAUUUCAGCCACGGCCACCACCACCUUCACUAUUCCCUCCAAACCCGUUUCAGCCUCCUCGUGCUCCUCCUCCAUCAAUAUUUCCUCCAUUAUUUCCUCAGCCUCCUCCCGCUCCUCCUCCAUCAAUAUUCCCUCCAAACCCAUUUCAGCCUCCACCGCCUCAGCCUCCUCCAGCUCCUCCUCCAUCGUUAUUCCCUCCAUUAUUUCCUAAGCCACCUCCACCCCCAGCUCUUCCUCCUCCAUCAAUAUUCCCUCCAAAUCCAUUUCAGCCUCGCCCUCCUCUUCCCGCUCCUCCUCCGCCAUGGUCUAUCUUUCCUCCACUGCCACCGAUCUUUCCAGGCUUAAAUCCACCACCGCCACCUCCUCCUCCACCUCCAUCAAUCUUUCCAUUUCCUCCAUUCCCGUUCUUCCCACCACCACGCAACCCUGGACCUCCUCCUUCUUCAGCAAACAAGCAGCCUCCUUAAUCGAACAAGAGUUAUCAUAUAAUAUAUAUACCAAACAUUUAAAUAUCUGUUGUAUAUGACAGUCAUAUAUUUACUUAAGGGUAAAUAAUAAAAUAUGAGUAUUCAACUUCUACA